Molecule: messenger RNA, 592 nt
Organism: Linum tenue
Lineage: Eukaryota; Viridiplantae; Streptophyta; Magnoliopsida; Malpighiales; Linaceae
Source: the annotation of a GenBank genome assembly
AUGGAAACCUGGGCAAGUCAACACUCCGGCCCCAGCGCCACACAAGAUUCAGGAACGCCUCGACUCGUGUGGCUUCUCGCCUCCGCUGUGGAGACAAUUGUCCAGCAGAACGAGAGGGUAAUCCUUCUUGCCAGGGGUUCGAGAAAGAAAGACGAAGUCACCAUCUUCCACGGAUCAAAAUCGCCAACACUGACCAUCAGGCAGUACCUGGAGCGCGUGUUCAAGUACGCGAAAUGCAGCACGUCUUGCUUCGUUGUUGCAUACAUCUACCUGGAGAGAUAUCUGCAGAGAAGAAGGGGCAAUCGGCUGACUCUACUGAACGUCCAUCGACUUCUGAUCACCAGCAUCCUGGUGGCCGCCAAGUUCAUGGAUGACGAGUGUUACAGCAAUGGCUACUAUGCGAAAGUGGGAGGAGUCAGCACAGCAGAAUUGAACAAAAUGGAGUUGGAGUUCUUGUUCCACCUGGAGUUCAGACUCAAUGUCACAGUGGAAUGUUACAGGAGCUACGCUGUAGGUUAGAGAGGGAAAAAAGUGGAAGAAGAUAUUACAAGAUAGAACAGCCGUUUCAUCCCUAGAAAAGCUGAGAGCAGAG